Messenger RNA from Neolamprologus brichardi, 840 nucleotides. The record is from RefSeq and is a predicted model, not a curated record. NCBI's taxonomy places the organism in Eukaryota, Metazoa, Chordata, Actinopteri, Cichliformes, Cichlidae.
AUAACAAUAAACAACCCCGAAACAAGGGAUACGCGAAGAGGACUUAUCGCUGCGAUUCGACACAAAGCUGGCGAAAAUAUGAGUUGAGACGGAUACCGUCAGCUGGAGUAAAGUCUCGAAAAGUAUCGUGGGAGCUUCUUGGGUCCUGACACAAAGGAUUUUGUAGUUUUUGUGUCCACCUUAGGGAGAACUAGAGUUACGGUAUACCCCUUCCUUAGCCCCUUGUAGCUAGCUGUGGCUCAUUCCUUGUUUUUGCACACUUUGUUUUAGUCUGUUAUGCAGUUUCCAGAGGACUGUACUCGCACUCGUUCUCCUCCACCACCUCUUCGCUCCCUCUCCCCGCUCUCUCUGGCCCUAUGUCUCGCUGGUUUUUCCCCUGGUCGGGCUCAAUCAAGAAGCGGGCCUGUCGGUACCUUUUACAGCACUACCUCGGUCACUUUUUGCAGGAGCGAUUGAGCCUCGAUCAGCUGGGCUUGGACUUGUACAACGGCAGCGGUGUCAUCAAGGAUAUCAACCUCGAUGUUUGGGCGGUCAAUGAGCUUUUGGAGUCCCUGGGGGCCCCUCUGGAGAUAGUAGAUGGCUUUGUGAGCAGCAUAACGGUGACCAUCCCUUGGCAGGCUCUCUUGACUGAUCACUGCACCUUAGAGGUUUCUGGUCUUCAGAUAACAUGCCGACCCAAGUACCGAACCAGUGGGGGCUGGGACUCGCAAGGUUGGUCGUCCAGCAUGACCUCCAGCAUGCAGCUGGCUCAGGAGUGCCUAAAGGACCCCCCUGAGGCUUCAGAGGAGCCCCCUGCCCCACUGGAGGGGCUUGAGAUGUUUGCACAGACUAUUGAGACGG